Sitophilus oryzae (rice weevil) is the source of this 396-nucleotide messenger RNA. RefSeq names its product jerky protein homolog. Lineage: Eukaryota; Metazoa; Arthropoda; Insecta; Coleoptera; Curculionidae. The coding region runs from base 1 to 396 and encodes 131 amino acids. The record is from RefSeq and is a predicted model, not a curated record. The transcript has a single exon. Gene Ontology annotation, molecular function: DNA binding. Gene Ontology annotation, cellular component: nucleus.
AUGCACACUAAGAAGGCUGAAUUGCCGGAAUUGGAGAUCCGACUUUAUAGAUGGUUUCUUGCUCAACGUGAGAGGAAUAUGCCAGUUUCAGGUGACUUGAUACGGCAAAAAGCGUUAAGUUUGAGUGUGAGUUUAAGUGUUGCUGGUUUUAAAGCAAGUGAUGGUUGGCUACAGCAUUUCAAACAACGUCACGGAGUAAGGUUAUUGAAGAUAAGUGGAGAAAAACUUUCAAGCCAGCCCGAACUCAUCGACCCGUUUAAAGCAAGAUUAAGGAGAGUGAUUCAAGAGCACAAUUUGAAUGAGCACCAGCUGUACAACGCUGACGAGACUGGAUUAUACUGGCAGUUGCUACCGGAUAAAACUUAUGUUGCUUUAGCUGAAAAAAACAGCUCCUGA